AUGGACUCGAUAUCCGAUUACCAGUUCUUCCUGUUGAUAGCAGUCUUUGCUGCAAGAAGAGAUGCCGGUCGCUUGGCACAAUUGCUGCCAAGUUUUACAAAGCAACCAGACUUCUAUGACGCAGUGGGCGUUUUAUGGCCAGAGCUGGAUGAUCCAGCUCGCUUGAAGUUCCUUUUCGAAAUCCCAGGUGCGCAUAAUGCUGAUUGUGAGGAGUUGUUGAUACAAGUGAUUGACUCCGAUGAGAAACUGAUACCUAUAGUCGAGAUGGAGCACAGCAUUUUGCAGGAAAGAUAUCGAGCGACCAGGAAUUAUGUGGAAUCACGGUUGAAGGAGAUACCGGACUGCAAAGCUUUGGAAUUCGACACAUUUGAAGCAAAAUGGAUGAGAAGGCGUAUGAUUCUGUGUAACAGGUAUACUCCAGAGGAGGCUACGUCAUAUAGACCGCUUUGGUCGGUUGUUAAAUCAGAUGUGAAUUUCGAUAAGUGGAUCGAGGGAAUUGUGCAACCUCUACAGCAUAUCAAUAGAAGACUGAGCAGAACUCUCACAAUUGAAGCAUUCGAGGCGAUGGGGGCGUUAGAAGCAUUCAAGCUAAUUCUGAAAACGGAGCCAGAUUUUCCUUCAACGGUAAUACACCGUGAGGUGAUCCCUUAUCUCACGAAUUUAAACCUCUAUGACCUGUUUUUGGAAAAUAUCUUUACCGAGGUCUACUUCCCUUUGAAUUCUACCGGCAACAUUCGGAAUUUCUCUUACCUGUAUGCAGAGCUGUGCAAAGUGUCACCUAGUGCCGAAGCUAACUCGCGCGUGCAAGCCCAGGCUGCGCAGAUCAUCUUCGAUAACAGUUCAGGCUUGCUCAAGAUUGCCAGCUUGCACGAUGUACAAGAACUGCUGUCAAAGAUCGACGACAAAGUUGAGAUAGCGAACUAUGGGAUUACCGUGGGUUUGCUGAAGCAUUACUCAAAAUGCAUGGAAUCGAUUUACAAGAAUUAUAGCUUGAAGGAGAUCUACUCUAUUGCGCAAGAAGAAACACUAGGCCAGCAGGCUCAUUUCUCUGCAAUAGUCAGAGAACAAGUUCUGGGUUGCAGUGAUAACGGAGAAACUGUUCAGGCCAUAUCUCAGCUUUUAGAUGCAUCGAACCCGGAGGAGGAACAUGUGUUCAAGAACCUAACCUUAGAUCAGAAGAUGUCCGUUUUCAUUGAAACGGUGCUUGAAAUGGGAAAGUUUGAACUCCUGGACAGUUUUCUCACAGAGUUCGAUUCUGCUGUAGAUGAGGAAGUGCUUAUAAAGUAUUUCUGGCAUUUCUUCAACAGGGCAUCUAACGGUCUUAGAAGCCGACCAGAAAUGAAAAAUGCUAGACGAACGCUCAAUUUAUUAUUGAAAACGAAUAAAACUAAAUAUGAGCAUUUGGAAGCUCUGCUCGAUGUUGCCAAUGAUCUGUCGACCUACUCUCUCAAUUUAGGGAAAGGAAUUCCCUUUAAACCUUCCGAUUUGCUGACUUUUGCUCCAAGAAUAUUCGAUCUCAUUGCGCUCCUUUUGGAAUUGAAUGUAUCGCUCUAUAAGAACAUGGCUGCCACCCUCCGCAUUGUUGAGAAUUUACAGAUAGGCUUGCAGUUGAAAAGGCGAGACGAUCAAAGUUCGAGCGAGACCGUCACCAAGCUGCUGGCGCUUCAUAUUGAUCAUUCGUUGGCAAACUUGGAUUUUGAAUUUGCAUUAGACGGUGCAAGAGAGUUGCUUGAAAUGAGCAAUAUAUCGUCAUUCUGGCCAACCAUUUUCCAGGUUGGCAAGUUCGUUGACCCUCGCUGGCCGGAUGAGGAAGCUCCGGUCGAUGUUUUGAUGGCUCAAUUGGAGAUUCUUGGAGAUUUAUUGCGAUCAUGCCCUGUAGAAGAAGUUGAAGCCGUGGCAUCCCAGUGGAGUGCUAUAGAACUGGAACUUCUCACGAGAGAUCCUGCUCUUGCAAGCCUUUCUACAGAGCUCGAGGGACCAACGAGGUCCUUGCAAGAUAAUGUGCUAAGUGGUGUUUUACACGCUCACCCCGAUCUUCUAUCCCAUGAUCUUAAGUGA
Messenger RNA from Torulaspora globosa, 2058 nucleotides. It is a transcript of the gene SEC39, whose product is annotated as Sec39p. The coding region runs from base 1 to 2058 and encodes 685 amino acids. The record is from RefSeq and is a predicted model, not a curated record. NCBI's taxonomy places the organism in Eukaryota, Fungi, Ascomycota, Saccharomycetes, Saccharomycetales, Saccharomycetaceae. Gene Ontology annotation, biological process: retrograde vesicle-mediated transport, Golgi to endoplasmic reticulum. The transcript has a single exon.